Messenger RNA from Bemisia tabaci, 10693 nucleotides. RefSeq names its product Wee1 kinase (gene Wee1). NCBI's taxonomy places the organism in Eukaryota, Metazoa, Arthropoda, Insecta, Hemiptera, Aleyrodidae. Gene Ontology annotation, cellular component: nucleus; cytoplasm. The record is from RefSeq and is a predicted model, not a curated record. Gene Ontology annotation, biological process: protein phosphorylation. Gene Ontology annotation, molecular function: ATP binding; protein tyrosine kinase activity.
UCGUAAAGUUGAUUGUGAUGUGAUCGUGAGCGUUUCGUUUGUGUUUUCUCCUAGAAUUUUAAACUGCUUAACCGAUUUUACCCGUUAUAAACUAUUGUAACUUAGUUUUUCACGUUUUCCAUCUCUUGCGCUCUUGAUUUUACUUCAGAUUGAUUACCUUUCCUCAUUUCCAAGUGUUGUGCGAACUGUUUCUAACCGUCGAUUUCAAUGGUUUGUUGCCAUGAUGGAGGAUGAUGUGUUGUUAACUCCACCUUCAAUAUCCAAGCUUCAACACCGAAAUAGUAACAUCUUGUCUCCAAUGAGUCCAAGAAUUACCGAUAGCCCAAUGGAUGGCUGGAGGAUUAGACCCCACAAACUUUUCCAAGAUGAAGAAGAGAACGUUGAAAUUAGUCAGGGCAAUCAUCUCGAUUCCUCCGGUGUGAAAGUUAAUCUGUUCAGUGAUAAAUCCAUGGACCAUAGUCACUGCCCCAGUGUUAUAAUUGAUUGCGAUGGAAACGAAGAAGAUGACACCGCAGGUAGGAUUACACCGCCUACUCACAAAGCCAGUCUGGAUUUGUUUUCACCCCCGUACAAGCGCGUCAAGCACCUCAAACUUUUCGACUCGUCCACACCCAACAUGAAUUCAACACCAUCAAAGUAUCAUCCAUCCUACUUGAGACCUGUCGAUAGAAUUUGUAGCCGUCUACAAGUGUCCGGUGUUAAAUCGCUCAAUGGUUCCUUCACCAAUGUUACCCCGCUUCAUACUUCCAGAUCGAAACCAAUCGGUGAAGCAACUCCAGUAACGGUCAAUCCUUUCACUCCGGAAGGAAUGGUUCAGUCAUCUUUAAGGCGAGAAAGAAUGAAAUCAUUUAAUGUGUCGAAUGUUGGUCUUACCUCUGAUACAUCUGUGAAGAUGGACGAGGAACCUCUUGCAUCUCCAAUUUGUGAUAAAUUAUCUAAUUCUCUGAUUCAACUUGAAACAAGUAGAUAUCAUGAGGAAUUUUCCGAAGAGUGCCUGAUUGGAUCAGGUGAUUUUGGUGAAGUCUUCAAAUGUAUCAAUUUAAUUGAUGGAAUGGAAUAUGCUGUGAAAAGGACAAAUAAACCUGUCUCAGGAACAACGCAGGAGAGACUCGCAAGACGAGAGGUAUUUGCCCAUGCUGCCAUCGGUAGGAAUCCCUACAUCGUUGCGUAUUUCUCCUCCUGGUGUGAGCUGGGGCAUGUGUAUUUGCAAACGGAGUACUGCAACGGUGGUAAUCUAGAGCAACUCAUUGCAGAUACCACACACAAGUUUACAGAGAACGGCCUCAACAGGAUUUUAUUGCAUGUUUCCAAAGGAUUAAAACACAUACAUUCCAAAAAGUUGGCGCAUCUUGACAUCAAGCCUGCAAACAUUCUAAUUUGUCGAAACUCCAAUGCCAAUGUUUCAUCCGAUUCCUUUGAAGAUAUCGAUGAUGAUGAAGUGGAUAAUUUGUCUGUGGUUUACAAAAUUGGCGAUCUUGGACACGUCGCUGAACUGGAGGAUCCCAUUGAUGUAGAAGAUGGUGAUUGUCGUUACCUUCCGAGAGAAAUUUUACACAAUAAGUAUAAUAAUUUAGCUAAAGCGGAUAUCUUUGCCCUAGGUUUGACACUGUACGAAGCUGGUGGCGGUGGACCACUCCCAAAGAACGGGCCGCAAUGGCACAAUCUACGUGAUAACAAGUUACCGCCUUUACCUUCAUAUAGUCUAGAUUUCAACAAAUUAUUGAAGAGUAUGACAGAUUCAGAUCCAGAAAAACGACCCGAUACCACUAGUCUCCUUAAAUUGUUCCCGAAUGCAGCUGACCUGAGAAGUGAACUGACAUCAUGGAAAAUGAAGUCUGAAUUUUACGCGCAACGAAUGAAGAACACCACCAAAUGCAUCACCUCACUUCACAAGAAGCAACCGUACGAUGAAAUGGAUCCCUCCUCCUUCAUGAAGACACGAUCUAAAGCUGGACACACAAGGAUGGUAGGGAAGAAAUCCAAACGGUCUUAUAGUGUUCCUGACAUGUAGGUUCUCCAAUACAAUUUUGAAUUUUCGGUUGCUCCUAGAAUUAAUGGUGCCUUAAUCGUAAGAAAGUGAAACUCCGGACAGCGGUAUGUUCUGGAUAAUUUGGGUGUGUUCAGGUUGGUAGACUUGCUUUGAACUCUCCUACUUUAAUUGAUGGCUGUUUAAGAAACAAAUCGCUGAACAGCCUAAGGACCUGAAAUCGCUUAAUUUUCCUAUGGAAACUUUGCAGCUUGAAUAAGUAUAAUCAUAGCAGGGUUGCCACAGUCUGGAAAUACAGGGAAAUGUCCAAAAAAACGACGAAAGUGUCAAGAAAAUAUUGUUGAAUACCCCCUAUUUGCCUCCUAGAGUGGGUUGGACGUUUCAGAUAACAAAUUUUGUGUGGAGACUAUUUUGCAUUAGGUAUGUUUUUUCUAAACGAUCCUGCUUACCCUCAAAUGUCACCAAUUUCACCAAAACUUGUCCAGGGAAUCUGGCAAAUGGCAAGGAAUUUUAUUUAUUAAAUUCUGUGGCCACCCUACUGUGAAUUGAAUGAUAUUGCUAUUUAUAGGGUCACUCUGGAUUGUAAAUGGAUGAUUUUAUAUUUUAUGAUGGUUUUAUUUCUAGAGGUGGAGAGUCACUGUGUUCUCGUGGAAAUUGCAUGUUUUUAAUCCUUUAAUUUUUAUAAGCCAGCAUACCGUCUCGUAAUCAAAGAAAUUUUGUGAAUUGAUCUAAGAAAAUUUAUUCUCCUUUUUCCGUGAUGGGUAAAAAUUGAAAUCCAAGCAUGUUGCAACGUGACCGAGUGUUGUUUGAGUUUUCCAAGAAUUUUGAUGUAAUCCUUUAGUGAGCUUAAUUUCUCAGGUCUGUCCGGAAAGGAACUAGUUUGCCCUAAUCCUUCAGGCAAAUCUUACAACUUGCACAUUAUUUCAAUUCUGUUAGGGCAGAUAACGAUGUAUUAAGGAUUUUCUGGGCAUACCCUUAUUUCAAAAUACUUUUAAACUGGGAAUAUAAGACAGAAAUUUUCACAGUUAAAAGUAAAUAUCAGUUCAAAGUGUAUGUUGUCUGUCGUUGUUGAUUUUAAGGUCUCUAAAAAUCUUAAAUGGUCAAGAAAAUUGUAGUUCUCUCAAGAUGUUGCUAAAAUAUGUGAGCACAUUGCUAUCUACCAUGGCAAACUAUAGAAUUUCUGUUCACUUUUGGAUUUACCCUGAUUCUAUCGAACAGUUAGCCAGGGGUGCAGAAAGUUCCAUGCCUUUUGUCGUGAAGAUCAUGAUAAGAACAAAGCUUUUUUUCUCUUAAAAUAGGACUUUUCCCCCUUAGAAUCAAUGCCAAAACAUUGCUAAAAAACCGCAGCAAAUAGAAAAAAUUCUGAUAGCCGCUUCACUAUACUCACAAGGUCCCCCCCCCCCUCCAUUUUCUGCACCCCUACGUCUUGUGACUCCCUAGUCACAUUGCAGCUCGUUGUUUUUUCGUUCUUGCCCAUUAACAUUUCUUUAGCUGAAGUGUUCACACCAAGUUGAACAUUGAGACAUUACGGGAAUAGAAACAAGUUCAUUCUUUGUUCAUGUGUCGGUCGAUACUAUUCAAAUUAUUUUGUGCCUUGAAUCGGUGGUACCAAUUUCACUAUAGCGUUUUUAUAUAUAUUUAUGUCUAAAUGUGGUUUUCAAUGAAAUCUUACUAGAAUGAUGUCUUAUUAUCGGUUACUUUGUUGUUCUUUUAGCGUUUUACGUACUCUUAGUAUCAGUCUUAGAAACUUAAACAAUUUUGAAAAAAAAAGAAAGAAAGAAGAAAAAAAAUUAAUGUUCUCCACGAGCGCCCAGAUUUCCCUGGGUGUGAUAAUGUAUUAAUUUUUUAGGCUUUAUGCUCAUAAUUUGGAUCACUUUACAUUUGGACUACAUUUUGCAAUUUGGAACUAUGAAUUCUGGCCCAGUUUUAAAACAACGUAUGUGCCAUUAGUUUCCCUAUGCACAUAAGUGUUUUACCAGAAGAGCCAGAAUUUAUAGUUCCCAAUUGUAAAAUACAGUCCCCUUAUUCUUUUAUAUAAUUUUAGUGUCUGGCAAGUUGAAUUUUAAAUUUUAUGUUUUUCUCCGAUUGAAACCUGCCAGCCCUGAAAACUGUACUGUGUAGUUGAAACUGGAGGAUAGAUUACUGAAGUUGGCCUUUUGGCCUCCUAAAAUGAAAUUUUGAAUGGGAUGUUAAAACUAUUGGCGUUGUAUUUAAAGACGUUAAGAAGUUUCCAAAAACCAAGCUCAUUCCAAUAAUAGAAUGUCUUUUACGUUAUAAUGAUCGUGUACCAAUAGAUGAUGAUUAAAAAUUCAAAUCGUACUCAAAAUCUUCGACAACUCAGGAUUUUGUCUCUUCAAAAAAUUUUCAGCAGUAAAGUUUUUUUUUCCCCCCCUAAUAUUUCCGAAACUCACAAUCUACUGUGGUCUUCGUUGUUCUGAUUUUUUUUAAGGUAGAGUUUUGCCUUUUAGAAGAGCUUCAUUUUUAAAAAUAGCUGGCUUUUAUUCGUGCUCAAACAUACAUGUUGAAACUAAGCAGUGUCAAACUUAAAGAUUCAUUUAUAUAGUGAAGGCAAACAAAGAAACUCUCCUGAAAUAUUUUUUAAACUAUUGUAGGUUAAAAAAUGCAUAUCUCAUCAAUCGUCAGCAAUGAAAGAAUUAGGGCUUCUCUGAAAAUGAUGGUAACUCGAAAAUAUUUAUGUUGAGGAAAAAAGAAUAAAAUCAACAAUUUCAAUUUUAUUUUUGGGUAAUUUGUUGUUACUUUUCAAGUAAUUUUUUGACAAUCGAGGUUUUUAUAAACCUCUAUAGUAGCUAAAGUAUGCAUUUUUGGGAAUGCAAACUGUCUCGUUGGUUUCAAGAAGUGCUUGUUGCUUUGUUGGAACACCUCGCAUUUUAUUAGAAGUUAAAAAAUAUAACCCUAAUUUCAGUUCUCAUGCUGUUUUGGAAAUAAGUUUCGGAAUAGAAAGGGAAUAGAAAGUAGACUAAUGCCGUCUGUGUUGUCGCAUCAUCGAUUAUGUUGCCGAUAGUGAUGCUUUUUUUCUUGACAAUUGAAGCGUCCUUUUAAAUGCUUGUACGUAUAUUUCUAUGAAAAAUAUAAGUACGCAAUGGGUUUUUUAGUGUCCAAAAGGAUGCAUUGAAAAUGACUGUGUCAAAGCAAAACAUCCUUUAUCAAUAGAUAUCACAGGAUGAUGAGCAUCCGAAAAACCAUCUUAACCUGAGGUCAGUAAGGAAAUCGAUAUCCCAAAAUAAAAAAUCAAUAUUUUUUAAUCUGUACUAAUCUCAUCAAUGGAGUCUUAUAUUAUUUGUUGCCAUUACCAUAAUCAAAAUCACAAUGUGUUUUUACAAUGUCUUCCAUUGUGACUUCUAUCCUCUCCGAAAAAACAAACAGCAAAUCAUCGCUCUAGCUCAAGAGAGUGAUGGGGCUGAUGGUUCUGGUAGUUUGUUAGUUAGAGAAGGUCCAACUGCGGCAUCAUAGCUCGAGGACAUUUUUUCUCAUGAUGCUCUGUUGCAGCUGCUAUGUUCAUACCUGUCUUCUACUACCAUGUUUUAUUAUGUACACAUUCUGUAGGUAUCUAUGAUGUGGCAGUUAUUCUCGUCCCUAACUAACACCUUCUGUACUGAAGAUUCAAAUCCUUUAUGGUUAAUUUUAUACUGGUCAAUUACUUGAAUGUAUAAUUGCUGCUUCUAAUUUUUUAUUAAUGAGGACCUUCUCAAGAAGUUUCAUUACCUGUUCUUGUGUCUUGCUAAGAAAUCCAUCAAUGACCAUACAUUUUUUGUUUUUAAUGGCUCAUUUUCUUCUUCUUUCCCCCCCCCCUUUUUUUUUUCUCCUGGCACUGGAAUAUAGUACAUUUUAUUCAGCACUUGACUUGAACUUUAUGAAGGCUCAAGUUGUAGAAUAAAAAAUCGGAGUUUGUUUUGUGGUUUUCGAAUUCCAAAAUUUACCAGUGCUUUCUUAAUCUAAUGUGUACAUCAUGAUAGAUUUCAACAUCAUCGAAUUCCAGCCUUCCGUUUUGCUGAUUGUUCGAUAAUCUCUUUCUUCCUGCUGAUACUUGUUUAGCUUAGAAAAAAAAUCUGUAUGAACUGGUGAGUUGGAUUAAGAGUCUUAACUACUGAAUUAAUUGUAAAUGUAUUAAUACUAUCGGUGAUUUUUUUUUAACUAAGUUGAUUUUUCACUGUCUUAGGAGCAAAAUAUUACAUUAGAUCUUGCAACAGGUAUCUGGCCUGGCGUAUGAUAAAAUGUUAUUCAUAUUUUUGAAGUUUUUUUUUUAAUUCACUCGUCCGGUUUUUUUUCCUUUUCCUUUAUUUUCCAAGAAAUAGGUAUUCUUAGAAGAGAUAAAUAUUUUCCGCAUAACUUUCAUAAUUUGACUGCUAAUUUAAGAUUUACUGGUUUAUCAAAUCAUGUGUUGUAAGUGUUAUCAAUCCUUUGUCGCAUGGUUUUUUUUUUACUUUUUUUGUUUUGUUAAGUUAGAGCUGCUUCUACCACCUCUGGUUAAAUCUGCUUAGUAAUUGAGAAGGGGUCAUCAGAAGUUCCGGAAGUCUGGAAAGUCAGGGAAUUUAUGGCAUCCUGGAAAAGUUGGGGGAUUCCUAGAGAAAGUAAGGGAAUUUUGUGAAAGGUCAGUAUAAUUAAAAGGAAAAAAUCCAAGUGGGAGUUUUGCUCAAAGGCCACAAAGAUUCAGGGAAUUCAAAAGUUUUGGAGUCGAGGAAAAGUAAAAAAAGUAGGGAUUCAAAGAAUGAAAGAAUUUUGAAAAUCCUGGGAUUAUCCUCCUUACAAAGAAUAAUCCUUCUCAUCACCAUUUGUCUGUCACAUUUAUCUUCCUUCUAAAUUUGUACUAUUUUUUUUUGAAUACCAAAAUCAAAUUGCCGUACAUAGGGGCGUAUGUCCUUUCGAACUGCCUUUUACUCCAUGCAAGAGUUAGUUGCAAAUUAGCUUCGCAAGAUGUUGCGAUAUGUCACUAACAAUUUUUGAGAGGAACAUGAGGAAAAGAAGUAAUGCGCCCUCCAAUGUUGCGCAAUCUGAGACGAGGAUUUUAAAUAAACCUCUAGUUAAUGCAUUUGCGGAGCAUGUGUCAGAUACUUUCCAAUAUUUCCUUUUGUAAAACAAAGCUUAAUCAGAAGUUCGAAGAAACAAGUUGUUGUAGAAUAUAACUUUUUGUCUGACCUAACUAACAAACGGUUUAACCAGAGGUGUUUGAACUCGGUUUUAGUUUGUCCUUCAACAGCAGCAUUGAAUGCGGUGUUGAUCCUCAGUUUACUACAUGAUGUGAUCGCUACUAUGUGUGAGUGUUACUAAUUCAUAAUGUUCCUGUUUCAUGCGGAAGUUGCACUAUUAUUAGUCCAAACCCAACGAAUUCACUACACUGAAUUUUCUGUUUGCUUGAGGACCCAUCGUUAGGCUUGGUGAUAAGCAAAUGUAGCAUAUUGAAAGCUUUAAUUAAGUUAUGGACCAAAUAAUCUUGAUAUUUUGCACCACUAAAGUUCCCAAUACCUAACAUUUUUUUAAUCAGAUGAGUAGUUGGCUGCAGGUCAGCAUUUAUUAAUUUUUCAAUCUGUUAGAACCAGGGAUUAUCACCCACUCACAGAAGUGAUCACACAUUUUUUGAAUCAUAACCAUGUACCCAUGUCCUAUUUGUAAUUGUUUAUUACAUUAUCUUUAAUUAAGAUUUAAGUUGUUGUUAAUCAAAUUUAAAUUUUCCUGUUAGUCUAGUCUCACUCUUGUUUAUGCUCACGAUGUGUUAACUUUAAUCUCUGUUUCCUGGAAAAGGAUGUCGGUUCAGUUAGAAUUUUUCAUGUAUUCAAUUAGGUACCUUGCAAUUUGCAUAAUACCAAACUGAAUUAACGAAUGUGCAUGGAAAAUUCUCCUAAUAUUUUAUGCAUUGUAAACUGUGUAUGCAGAAUGUACCCUGUUGCCAGAAGUUCAAUGUUGAUGCUUGCUACUUUAAUUUAAACCACCCUGUUACUAAAGUUGAAAGCAUUAUGCAGUCGUUAAAGUUCAUGUGUCAAGAAUUUGGAGAGAAAAUCGACUUUAAUAUUUUAACCAUUGUUUGUUGUCCUCAUUUUUGUCUUCUGUGAUGUAGAGUUAUUCAAGGUUAAAAUACUGCAAGAGUGUGAUCCAUGGUCAAAAUAAGAUUUUUUUUCUUCCAUGAAAUCUUUUCUGAAAGUGCUUCGAAUUCAGUGCAUCAAAUUAUGGUUGCAUAACAAUUUUUAUGAGAUUCUGCGCAUUAAAAAAGUACUUUAGGAAGACAUUUCACAGGAGAAAAAAGUCGCAUUUGAACCCAUGGGAUACGCAUCCCAGUCUGCAGUCUGGUGGGUUAACCUUGAAUUACCCUGUAAUUUGUUUUUUGUUACUGCUUACGAUUUACUGAAGAGAUCAGAAGAAAAGGAUAGAGAGCAUUGACUCUAAAAAUCAGUAAAUCCAGUACUGCUAAUUUUGAAGUUGAUUUUUUUUUCAUUGGAAAUCAUUUCUCAUCCAAAUGUAGGAAAGAAGUAUCAGUCAGUGAUCAAAUCUCAUUUUUUGCCACAAGUAUGCCAUUUUCUAUUUACAGUAAUCAUUUAAUUCUCAUGUAAUUGCUUCAGCAUCAGUAAAUUUAGUGAAUCAGAAUCGAUACAAUGUACACGGAAGAGAAUAAUUUCCUCGUUGGUGCAAGUGUUAUUUUUAACCUUUGAAAACUUGGAACUUAUUGUCUUCUAUCUUCCUUACUUAACUUGUUGACUGCCUCGGAUUUUAGUAGAAAUCACGGUGACUUAGUGCUUAAAAACAAUGCACAGGAGAAUUUCCUUACCGCAGGGACACAAUAGCAUGCUUUCUAGAAUAAUAACAUGUAGUAAAUUUUAGAUCGACCAGUAGCCUGCCAAUGGUGCUUUGCAGGAAUUGAGAUCUUCGAAACAAGGCCGAUUAUACAUGCCAAUCCGUAUCGGAUGGCAGUCAACAGGUUAAAUCUUGUCACCUUUUUAUAAUCUAGUAGUGCUGAAAAGAAGUUUUUGGUCCAAGAUCAAUGCUUCUUAAAAUCUGUGUUGAAGUCUUCUUGCACAGACCACCAGGCACUUCAAUUGAGGAGUGAUUUUUGCAAGUUGGCCACAUUAUAUUUCGUAUGAAUGUAUGAAAUAGAAUCGAUAUUUUUCUAAGCAGGCUACCUCAUGCAGAAUCAAGCUUUUUAGAUGGGUUUAAGUAGGAGAAAAACAAAUAUCAACUUGUGACAAUCACCUUUGCCUUGACUUCAAUGGAUAAACUGGUAGGCAGUCUUUUGGACCACUAAGCCUACCUUUUGAACAUGUCGCCAAGCUGGAGGCAGUAAUGACAGAAAAAUGAACUGGUGAUAACUGUAUGACUCAUUUAUUUACUCACUUACCAUCCAUUAACUAAUUAGUUUAAUUUUAGCAGGUGAUUUUUAUACUUUGAAAACUAAAGUAAAUUUAGGUGACUCCAGUGCUGCUUUGUAUUUUUAUUUUAUUGAGAAAAAACUUGAUUUUUCUUGCAAAUUAGCUUAUGAGGUGGAUUUACAUCAGAAGUAAACUAACAUGUUGAUACUAAACAAAUUUUGCUAUAAUUUUGUCAUCAUUUUCAAUGUUUAGCCUUAAAUGAUUUGAUUAAGUCUAUGAGUACAUUUAAGCUAUCUAUCCCCGAAAAAUGUUAAAUUUAAGUCAAUUUAUCUAAGCGCAAAAUACUGUGUUCCAAUAUUUUAGUCAAACAGGAAAUGGCGCUUUUGAAUGAUAACUAUUCCAAUGUUGAAAUUUUGAACAUCUACAGCUAAAGUAUGCCUUUAGCUUCAAUCAAUUGUUUCUCACUGUCCAUCAAAUCAUACUUUUUUUGCAAAAUUUGCUCAACAUCUCAAUGGUUAGUUAUUUUUGGGAUUGAUGUACCGGAAUACAGAUUUUAAUCUAUGUUUCCUACUUAUGCUUAUUGUAGGAAGUAAAUUCUGAGGACUCUUCGUGUCUCUCUCCAAUGAAGACCAAGAAUUGAUUUUUGAUACUUUUUUCUAGAUUUCACUAAUUUACCUAACCUCUCUAACUAGAUUGUAUAGUCACUGAUAUUAAUCUUACUAUCGAGCAAUCAUUUAAGACUGGUCGUUGGUAAAUAACUCAUAAUUUUUCUCGAACUCGUUGUUUAUCUCUAGAAGAAAAUUUUACCUUAAGAAUCAACUAGCUCCUAUAGUAGCUUAGGAAAUUGAAUUUUCAUUUUUCCCCCAAUGUUUGAAAGAGAAUGGUGUCAUCCACCCCAUUUUUUUGCAUCUCUCUCAAAUCUGUUCUUAUGUUAUGGCAGCCUAACAAAAUGCAAUUUUUGAUGGUCUUUUUUUCUAUUCUAGGCUUCUUUCAGCAAAUUUAAGAAUGUCCUUCAAUUUUAUCAGACUAAUAUUUUGAACUGGACAGUUCUCUCCUGAUCAGGAAAUGUUUAGCAACAAGAUAUUUCCAACAUGAGAAAAUAUUUUAUCUCAUUUUUAAUUGUCUGUUGUCCAGCCAAGUUUGAAGAGUUUUUCCAAAAGAAAUCAGAAUCCCAAAUUUGCACCCAGAUUUGGAAAUGUAGGUAUUUUUAUUCCUAACGAAUUUGAUUUAACUAAGCUCCCAAACGUAACCACUCAAUUUAGCUUCCACCUGUAUAUAGACCACUAUUAUUGUUAGUUCAUGUCGUCUAAUUAUUACAGUUAUUGUAUUAUUUUGUUACUUGUAAAUUAUUUAUUCAAUCAUGUGUCAAAUAAACACUGUUGGAACAUUUUAA